AUGGUCGGCGGUCGCUCGCCUCGACGCUCGAGCAGUGGCAGCGCGUCGGGUAGUCCGGUGCACCGCAAGGCCACGUCGCUCAGCUCGAUCAAGGUCGAGCCAUUUCGCCCGUCAUCGUCGCUCUACAACCCGGGCUCAAACGGCGGCUUGUACUCGAUCCGUAAUGGCCAGGGCUACCAUUCCCGCCCAGGGUCGUGGGUGCGAGCCCUGGCCAUCUCGUGGCUGCCGACGCCGCUGCGGCGACUGCUGUACCUCCAUCCGACCGCAUACCUCAUCCCGUGCUUCCUCUUCUUCUUCCUCAUUGCGUCGAGCUCCUUGUCCCAGUCACCGGACAACCACCCCCUCGAGAUCUUGCAGGAGCUGCCUUUGCACCCCUUCGCGGCGUUCAACGUCAAGUGUCACGACGCGCCCCACGCCUCGCUCGUCGUCAAGCCGGAAUACGUCGACGACGUGCUCGCCGGUCAAGACCACAAGGUCACCGCGAUCGUGCUGCAUGGCUUCAACGAUCGCAAUCAAUGGACCGAUCCGCUCAAGGCCGCGCUCCCCUACGUCAAAUGGUGCGUUCUCCAUUUUCGUUCUGACCGUCACGCCAACGCGCCUCCCCCCACUUUGGUUCAACCGACUUGGCGCGCUGCAGCGAGACUGAUCUCCGCGCUCGGUCGUGUGGACAACUUCUUCCUCCCGCAUGGGCAAUGUUUUUCUUCCACAGGAUACAUCCGAAGGGACGCACGAUCAACAUAACCGCCAAUGAAGGCCAUGCUUCACCCGCGUGGUACGACAUCAAGUAGGUUUUUCUUCCUCCUCGUGGCUCGAGGCCCAUGGACAGCACGGACCCCUUCGCACGAGCUAACGACGCGAGUCGUUCCUUUGCCCGCCAGGACCUAUCACGACAUACACGAAGAUGAGGACCGGGCAGGGAUGUUGGAGACACAGCGACAGCUCAACCAACUUAUAAAGCGAGAACGGAGCGUGUUUGAGCAGCGCGGGGAAACGCCGAGAAUCGUCGUGGGCGGGUUUGGCCAAGGUUCGUGUGCCGAUCUCUCUGCGCCUACGCCUGCUGGUUCCUCUGCAGGAUGCUCAACAGUUUUCUGAGUAUCUGGACAGGUGCGACCAUGGCGAUCCUGAGCGCAUUGACUUCGGCCGAGCCGCUCGAUGCCGUGAUUGCGCUGUCGGGCUACGUCCCCGUGCCUUCGAAAGCCCUCGAGGUGAGAACCGACCAGGACGCUUCUUUUCGAAAGUAAAGCUCAUUACUUUCUCUUAUUGUUGCGCCCCUGCAGAUCGCCUCCACGGUUCGCAAGUCGACUCCCAUCUUCUGGGGUCACGGGAAGAAGGAUCCCUAUUUCUCGUGCGCUCUUCGGAUCGCUCCGAUCUCCUCCUACCCGGGUGCUGACGUACAUGCCGUCUACUCUUCCUCCAAACACCAGUGUGGAGGCUGCAGAAGACGAUGCAAAUGCCUUGCACCUGCCGCCGUACUCGCUCACCAAUGUCGAGUUCCGUUCCUACGAAGGGCUCGAGCACUUUUGGCGCGCCGACGAAGUCAAUGACUUGAUCGGGUGGCUGCGUUUAACGGUGCAGGUCUCGGAUCCGGUCGAAUCCGCCGAGGUGGUCGAAGACGCGGUCGCGCAGGUUCCGACGCCCGAGGAAGCGAACGAGACGGAUACGAUCGACGAGGAUAGCGAAGAGCUCGUCGACGAGGACGCGCAGCCGCUAAAGGCUGGCUUCGGUCGACCCAACCCGGGGCAGGUCGGCGGCGCGAUGACACCGGAGAAGGGCGCGGGUGAUGAGAGUGAUGACGGAACAGGUCUGAUCAGAGCGCCCCUCAUAAAGCCGGAAACGUUCAGAGUGUCUGGGUCGGGGAGGAAGAGCGGGCCGAAUCGACUCCCGCCGGCCAAGGACACCCAAGCUGACGAGGACGAGGAAGAGGAUGAUUCCGAGGAAUCCGACGUGGAAGGCAAGCCGAAGCUCGCCGGACCCGGCGGUGCAUCCCCCCUACCGGUGCUUCGGGAUGAAAUCGACCUUCCGUUGCCCGCAAGUGAAGUUGCGGUCGUCGAUUCGAACGCAGACGGGCAUGUCGAGGACACGCUCUCGGAUCUAGUGAAGGAAGCGCAAGAAGCCGAGGCGCCGGCAAAGGCGGGCCUGUUGGACACGACGCCGAUGGAGGACGAGUUACAGGAUCUUCCUUUGGAAGAGCAAGCAGCAGCAGCAGCAGCAGUGGCGCCGAAUCCCGGCGACGCAUAG
Molecule: messenger RNA, 2238 nt
Organism: Microbotryum saponariae
Lineage: Eukaryota; Fungi; Basidiomycota; Microbotryomycetes; Microbotryales; Microbotryaceae
Source: the annotation of a GenBank genome assembly